This is a messenger RNA of Ylistrum balloti, 1257 nucleotides long. RefSeq lists its product as uncharacterized. NCBI's taxonomy places the organism in Eukaryota, Metazoa, Mollusca, Bivalvia, Pectinida, Pectinidae. The transcript has 10 exons. Gene Ontology annotation, biological process: biosynthetic process. The record is from RefSeq and is a predicted model, not a curated record. Gene Ontology annotation, molecular function: pyridoxal phosphate binding; L-2-aminoadipate:2-oxoglutarate transaminase activity. Bases 1 to 1257 code for a protein of 418 amino acids.
AUGGCUACAAAGGAGACGUUUGAUGAACAUUACCUACAAGAACAUGGUGACAUGAUCGGCUUCUCUGUGGGUGCCCCAGGACCUUCUACCAUGAAGGGGUGUCGAGAAAUUGUGAUCCAAUCUACAAACUUGGCAAUGAGAGACCCAAAACGUGAACAUCUGAUUUUUCAAUAUGGACCACAACAGGGAGAUCCUGAUUUUCGAAGAGAACUUGCAGCGUUCUUAUCCAAGGAAUACGAUGACCAUGUUGAAAGCGACAACCUAAUGGUGACCGCUGGAGCCACCCAUGGCCUCCAUGUCGUCGCUAGUACACUCUUCGGAGAGGGCAUGCCUGUCUUUGUGGAAGAUCCAACAUUUUUCUUAGCCUUUAAAAUUUUGGGGAGCGAUCUUGGCAAAACGAUCAUACCAGUACCAACUGGCGAGAAUGGUGUGGACUUGAAUCGACUUGAGAAAUUAUUUGAAGAAAACCGCAAAAAAGCUGGCGACAAGUCAACAUGGAAGAGUCCGUUCUGGACUAUGUUAUACACAAUGACAGUGUACAGCAACCCUAAAGGAAUUUGUUCCUCGUCAGAACAUUGCAGGAAUCUGGUAGAACUAGCCAGGAAAUAUGACGUGCUUGUAUUUGCGGAAGAUGUUUACAACAUGUUCCAUUUCGGUGAAGGUAAAGCACCUCCCCGCUUGCUCACUUAUGACAAAAGUGACAACCCUGAUUAUAUAGGUUGUGUUCUUUCUAAUGGAACAUUCUCUAAGAUUUUCGCUCCUGGAAUCCGACUUGGCUGGGUAGAGGGUAACAAAUCACUUGUAGAUAUACUGGCGUCCAGCUAUAUGUCAAACACGGCCGGCAGCUAUAACCACUAUACGUCUGUUGUGAUGGGUGCAGCUAUACAGCUAGGUCUCCUGUCGGCACACCUGGACCGCAUCUCUAGUAUAUACAAGACUAGGAUGGGGCUUAUGUGCGAUGCCCUAAACAAGUAUCUCCCAUCCGGCUGUACUUUUCAUCGUCCACAGGGUGGAUUCUUCGUGUGGGUAGUCAUGCCCAAGACUAUUGAUGCCCAAGCAUUACAGAAGAUAGCUAUCGAAAAAUUCCGUGUCGUCUUUAUAGACGGAGAAAGUACCUCCGUGACGGGUAGCUAUAGGAACUGUAUCCGCUUAUCAAUAAGUUUCAGCGAUACAAACCAGAUCGAGGAAGGGGUUCAACGACUCGUCAAAUCCAUGCAGGCCUACAUGGACUCGUCGGAGCAUCAAGCUGUACAAUAA